AUGCCCGGGGCCAGGGACGCGCUCUGUCACCAGGCGCUGCAGCUGCUGGCCGAGCUCUGUGCCCGCGGGGCCCUGGAGCACGACAGCUGCCAGGAUUUCAUCUACCACCUGCGGGACCGCACCAGACCCCGGCUCCGCGACCCAGAUAUCUCAGUGAGCCUGCUGACCCUUGUAGUCACUGCCUGUGGCCUCGCUCUCUUUGGUGUGUCUCUCUUCGUGUCUUGGAAACUCUGCUGGGUUCCGUGGCGAGAACGAGGCCUGUUCUCUAGUAGCAAAGACAACAACCAGGAGCCUCUUAACUACACGGACACAGAGACCAAUGAGCAGGAGAACAGUGAGGGCUUCCUAGACCCUCCCACCCCUUGUCCAGACUCCUCCAUGAAGAUCAGUCACACCUCCCCAGACAUUCCCCUCUCAACCCAGACGGGGGAACAGGACAGCUGUGCCCAUGGCAUCCGCGUGCAACGCCAAGUCACAGAGCCAACUUCAUCAGCUCGGCACAAUUCAAUCCGAAGACAACUCAACCUGUCAAACCCAGACUUCAAUAUCCAACAACUUCAAAAACAGGAACAGUUGACUGGCAUUGGUCGAAUUAAACCGGAGUUAUAUAAGCAGAGGUCAUUGGAUAACGAUGACGGGAGAAGGAGUAACAGUAAAUCCUGUGGGAAACUGAACUUCAUUUUAAAAUAUGACUGUGACUUAGAGCAGCUCAUAGUGAAGAUCCACAAAGCUGUCAACUUGCCCGCCAAGGACUUUUCUGGGACUUCAGAUCCCUAUGUCAAGAUAUAUUUGCUUCCUGAUCGGAAGACAAAACACCAGACUAAAGUUCACAGAAAGACCCUGAACCCGGUGUUUGAUGAAGUGUUUUUAUUUCCAGUUCCCUACAAUGACCUUGCAGCCAGGAAGCUUCACUUUUCUGUCUAUGACUUUGACAGGUUCUCUCGCCAUGACUUAAUUGGCCAAGUGGUGGUGGAUCACUUCUUAGACUUGGCUGAUUUUCCCAGGGAGUGCAUCCUGUGGAAAGAUAUCGAAUAUGUCACCAACGACAAUGUGGAUCUUGGAGAACUGAUGUUUUCCCUCUGCUAUCUUCCCACGGCUGGCAGGCUGACCAUUACCAUUAUAAAAGCAAGGAAUUUAAAGGCAAUGGACAUAACAGGAGCAUCAGAUCCCUACGUGAAAGUCUCACUGAUGUGUGAUGGCAGACGACUAAAAAAGAGGAAAACGUCCACCAAGAGGAACACUCUGAAUCCUGUUUACAAUGAAGCCAUAGUCUUUGACGUCCCUCCCGAGAACAUUGACCAAAUCCACCUGUCCAUAGCAGUCAUGGACUACGACCGUGUAGGUCACAAUGAGAUCAUCGGCGUGUGUCAAGUAGGCAACGAAGCUGAGCGGCUGGGCAGAGACCACUGGAGUGAAAUGUUGUCAUAUCCACGCAAGCCCAUUGCACACUGGCAUUCCCUGGCGGAGAUUCCUUUACUGUCUAGAGAAAGAGAGCACAUUCUGGUGGUCCGCUGUGCCCAGGAGGGCCGGGCAGGCUCCCCCAAGGGUAUGUGUCUGCAGUCUCCCACCCUGGAGCAGGGCAGCAUCAGCAGAGCCGUGGUGUCUGAGGGCAUCCAGGCAGAAGACAGACACGGCCUGAGGAAUUAA
Molecule: messenger RNA, 1647 nt
Organism: Budorcas taxicolor (takin)
Lineage: Eukaryota; Metazoa; Chordata; Mammalia; Artiodactyla; Bovidae
Gene: SYT9
Product: synaptotagmin 9
Exons: 7
Coding region: 1-1647 (548 amino acids)
Biological process (GO): regulation of calcium ion-dependent exocytosis; cellular response to calcium ion; calcium-ion regulated exocytosis
Cellular component (GO): membrane; dense core granule
Molecular function (GO): SNARE binding; phosphatidylserine binding; clathrin binding
Source: RefSeq, a predicted model, not a curated record